Molecule: messenger RNA, 2847 nt
Organism: Myotis daubentonii (Daubenton's bat)
Lineage: Eukaryota; Metazoa; Chordata; Mammalia; Chiroptera; Vespertilionidae
Gene: UBE2V2
Product: ubiquitin conjugating enzyme E2 V2
Source: RefSeq, a predicted model, not a curated record
CGUGCGUGCGUGCGUGCAGACGGCCGCGUCGGGGUGCAGAAGAAGAUGGCGGUCUCCACAGAACGUCACAUGGGUUUACUUACCACUGGUAGACAAGGAGGCAACACUGCUACAUGCUUUGCUGAAGUGAACUGAGUGACAAAUGUGCAGUGACCCAUCACCAACAGACUUUGAAAGAUGUGAAGUGAUUGGCCACUGAUAGGAUGCUCAACUCUUAUUUACAUAGAGAUUUGUGGACUGAAGAACUAACUAGCAGCAAAGAGUUAAAGUUCCUCGUAAUUUUCGCUUGUUGGAAGAACUUGAAGAAGGACAAAAAGGAGUAGGCGAUGGUACGGUUAGCUGGGGCCUUGAAGAUGAUGAAGAUAUGACACUUACAAGGUGGACAGGCAUGAUUAUUGGGCCACCAAGGACAAAUUAUGAAAACAGAAUAUAUAGCCUGAAAGUAGAAUGUGGACCUAAAUACCCAGAAGCUCCUCCAUCAGUUAGAUUUGUAACCAAAAUUAAUAUGAAUGGAAUAAAUAAUUCCAGUGGAAUGGUAGAUGCACGGAGCAUACCAGUAUUAGCAAAAUGGCAAAAUUCAUAUAGCAUUAAAGUUGUACUUCAAGAACUAAGACGUCUAAUGAUGUCCAAAGAAAAUAUGAAGCUUCCACAGCCACCAGAAGGACAAACAUACAACAAUUAAUUUUAGUGGAUUUCAAACUUGUCUUAAAUCAACAAUCUUCUACUCAUGUUAAUGUCUUGAUUAAAUAUCACAAUGCAAAAUACCCACACAUUAAGUAAAAGAAUGCCAGCUGGUAAAUAUGACCUGGACAUUUGUAAGAAUAUAUUUAAUAUAUGUAUACACAUUAUGUUUUCAGGUAACAGGAGAAAAAAUGCAGCACAAUUUUUUUAAAGCACUGUCAUUUAACCAUAAAUCUGGAGUAUUCAAAACAGAAUUCAGGUUUACAAGACGAAAGUAUGGUGAUUUUUACUAAAAGUAAAAAUCCCAAGAAGGAAAAAGAAAUGGCAUGCUUUCUCCAUCUUGCUUAGUGAAAGAGCUUCAAUUUAAAUUGUCUAAAGUAGCAGGUACAAUGAAUAUUGUCUCAAAUUGUUUUAAUUUUUGAAGUGGUGUGGGUGCUGACUACCAGUAGUAUAAAAAAUAUGUUCAGGAUUGUUUUCAUAUCUGUAUUUAUAAUAAAAAAAUGUCAUGGGGAAGGUCAAUGAAUUUCUGUUAAAAGCUGUUUCUGUGUGUUACAUGUAAAAGACAUGGUAAAUAUUUGUUUACAGUCUUUGACAAACCAUGCAUUUAAGUUGAAAUGAAAUCAACAAAAAGGAAAUAGGUGAAUGGAUAUGUGAUUUUUGAGAUUAAAGUUAGUCUUAAAAUGUAAAUAAAAUGUGGAUUGUGUUCUCAGAAACUGUGCCAUUUCUAUUAUAUUGAUGUGGUAUAUGGACAGUACCUUGCUGAGGUAGCAAAGAUUGGAAUUGUAGGUUUUCAUCCAUAUAAAAGUUUUUAUUGUUUAUCAUGUUUUGUAUGCUUCUUGUAAAUUGGAAUUUGCAGAGUAUUUUAGAGAACAAAUUACUUGAUUAAUUUAAUUUCUUCUUUGUAGAAGGAGGAAUCCCAAGUAUUAUAUUUUGACUUUGAUUUCACCAGAAAUAUAUUUAAAAGAUGCUUGAAUUUUAGCAAUUUUUAUAGAAUUAUAGAUUGUAAUUAUCCAAAUAUACAUUCUAUUUUUGAUUCAUAACCUUUUUUUUUUUUUUUUUGGGUGACAUUUUUCUCCCAAUGCUUUUAUUAUUGACUGGGAUUAAUUUAUCCAUUCCACUGUCUUUCACUUCGGCAUCUGUGUAAUUUGGAACUGAUGUUCUGCUUUUACCAAAGUGAGAGGUUUUAAGUAAUUGUUUUUCAUUUCAAAGCACUAGGUAUACUACUUUGUUGAACACACUCUUUUCUUAUGGGUUCACUGUACAAAAUAGAAAGGUGGUCUGGUAACAAGGACAGAUUUCUUAAACAGGCCCUGACAUGUUUUUGUCAGGUUCAUUCAUAUCUAAAGCUUUGAGCUACUUUUCUUAGUCAUUAAUGAUAAUUUGUCUAAACUUCUAAUUUCAACAUGGCUAUUCUAUUUUAAUUAUCAAAGAUGUUUAAAAUGACAUAGAGAAUAUAUAGAUACAAAUUAGUGCAUGUGUAAUUUAUUAAAAUAGGUUUGAAAUGAACUAUUACCUUGGAAUACAUUCUGAAAACUUUAAAAUUGUUAAGGGAGAUUAAGUUGAAUUACACUGAUGUCAUACACAGGAGUCUUGAUGGUUACUGAUGGUCUAAGUCAUUCUCUUUAAAAACUUCUUUUCCACUUUGAAAAUGUGUCUUAUCAUACAUGGGUGCUGAAUGCUGUUAAAUUAUUCAUACAUUGGUGGGCUGAGAAUCUGAGUACCUUGAUCUUGUCCUCUUUUCUUUCCCCAUAUCCUCUAAUUGUGAAGGUUUUUCUGUUGUUUUCCCUCCCUCAAGUAUAUGUUUGAGUUGGCCCUGUAUGUUUCCCCUUUUUGUUUUGGGACUGUGGAUCUCUGCUGAAAUCUGCAUGCAAAAGCAAGAUCCAUUUUGCAUGUCACAAUCAAGAUGUACGUGGCAAUCUAAGACACGCUAGUUGAUUAUAGAAGUUAAUGCUGAACCACUCUUAAUUGUAGUAACAUUUCUAAGACAACAGUUUUGAAGCUAUUUUUCCUUUGUCUGUUUUGUAAAGGGGCUAAGGUUGUAGGAGUGUGUGGUAUUAAAUGAACUGUAAAAUUGCCUUUGAAAUUUGUUUAAAAAACUAGCAGAUGAGCCCUAGGGGAUGAUCUUAUAUUAAUAAAGAUUACAAAAAUAAAGUUCUUGUCCUGUUA